Messenger RNA from Sphaerodactylus townsendi, 3762 nucleotides. It is a transcript of the gene CCNJ, whose product is annotated as cyclin J. The coding region runs from base 229 to 1383 and encodes 384 amino acids. The record is from RefSeq and is a predicted model, not a curated record. Gene Ontology annotation, molecular function: cyclin-dependent protein serine/threonine kinase regulator activity. NCBI's taxonomy places the organism in Eukaryota, Metazoa, Chordata, Lepidosauria, Squamata, Sphaerodactylidae. The transcript is spliced from 6 exons. Gene Ontology annotation, biological process: regulation of cyclin-dependent protein serine/threonine kinase activity; mitotic cell cycle phase transition. Gene Ontology annotation, cellular component: cytoplasm; cyclin-dependent protein kinase holoenzyme complex; nucleus.
AUGGGCCGGGGGAGCUGUGUGGCUUGAGGGGGGUGGGAUGGUGGCAGAGAGGAGCCGCCGCCGGAGGCUGCCCGGCCGCCUUCCCUAAGAGAUGCACGUGUGGAUGUGCAAACUGGGUCGCCAGGAUCAGGGACUGUAGAUUGGGAGUGGGCGCUGCAAAUCCUCGGGAUCGGGGCUACUGCUGGUGCCGCCGCCCCCUGUGGACUCUCGGCCGCCUCACCCCGUCCCAUGGAGCUAGAGGGGCAGUGGUGGAAAGGACAGUUGGCUGCCGACAUCCACCAAGCGCUUCGCUAUAAGGAGCUGAAACUUCCCUCUUAUAAAGGCCAGUCUCCCCAGUUAAACCUGAGAAGAUAUUUUGCAGACUUGAUUGCUAUUGUGAGCAAUCGCUUCAGACUCUCUCCUGCUGCCCGACAUCUUGCUGUUUACCUGCUGGACCUCUUCAUGGAUCGCUACGACAUAUCCAUUCAACAGCUACAUGUGGUUGCUCUUUCCUGCUUGCUUUUAGCAAGCAAAUUUGAAGAGAAAGAAGACAGUGUGCCUAAACUUGAACAGCUAAACAGCUUGGGUUGUAUGACUAACAUGAACUUGGUAUUAACAAAACAGAAUUUACUGCACAUGGAGCUACUGCUGUUAGAAACCUUUCAGUGGAAUCUCUGCCUUCCGACUGCUGCUCACUUCAUUGACUAUUAUCUGUCCAUUGCCGUUCAUGAAUCAGAUCUCCAUGAUGGGUGGCCGAUGGUUUGCUUGGAAAAGACAAAGCUGUAUAUGGCAAAAUAUGCCGACUACUUUUUGGAAGUAUCUCUGCAAGAUCACGCAUUUUUAAAUUAUGCCCCUUCGUUAGUGGCUGCUGCGUGUGUGGCUUCUUCAAGGAUUAUCUUGCGCCUUUCUCCAACAUGGCCAGUGCGACUCCAUCGUCUUACUGCAUAUUCCUGGGAUUUCCUGGUGCCAUGCAUUGAACGACUAUUGGUUGCCCAUGACAAUGACGUAAAAGAAGCCAACAAGCAAAAAGGACAACACGGUUCUCAGGCUCCACCACACAGUUUAUUUCAGACAACACCUCAGCCGCCUCAGCAAACACAUAUACAGCAGCACAUUUCCCAGUACGUUCAAGCACAUCCUACUCCUCUACAGUACCAUCAUCAAACUGGACAGCAGCAAAAUUGUCAGCAAAUUGUGUCAUCUGGGCACACAUCGUCUUACCCACUGCAGACUUGCCCAGGUGGUUUACAAGGUGGUAUUCAGGCUCGAGGUCAUAUACAGACUGCUACAGGGGUGUCGUUGGCUGUACCCAUAGAAGUGAAGCCAUGUUUAAGUGCUUCCUACAACCGAAGCUACCAGCUUACUCGACGUUACUCUUGCAUUACCCCUUGUUUUGAGAGGUGAUAACUAUAGAUUCAGUAGAACCAUACGUUCUGUCAGCAUGCCAGCAAAUGAGGGCUGCAAUCCGUCAUUAAUCCUUUAUAAUAGAAGAGGAAAGAUGAAAUGCAAAUUCUUUCAAGAUGGUAGCUCAGAUCCCGCAGAUAUGAGCACAUUAGCAGAAAAAAUUGUUUGACACUGAUGGGGAAAAACUGCUGGAGCACAAAAGUUCUGUUUUCAGCUGAAGACUUCCCUCAAAAACUGGACUAAUUCCAAGACUGUCUUCCCAGGAAGAGGCUGUGUAGCUUCUGAAGACCACUAUUUCUACACAUUUCCAUACAGUAUUGAACCAGACAUUGAAGUCCACCAAGUGCCAUGCUUUUCCAAAUGAGAGAGAGCAUUGUGGGUAGAGAAGAGUGUUUUUCAAAACCACGGAGAGCCACAUGGGAGAGAGGGGUGAACCUCUUGAUCUAACUCGGUAGUUCAGUUCUCAUCCAUGUUUGUAGAUGUGGGUUUAGUGUUAAAAUAUCCUUGGAUUAAGCUUCUUUAUGUCUUUGAAUUCAAAGUUACUGUCUUUUGUUUUUUGGAAACAGUUUAGAGGUAAAUUCAUACUAACUCAGGGAAUUAUUUAAAAAACUACUGUGAUACUAGUGUAUACCCUUUUGCUCAGGAUCACUACAGUAGCAAAUACCAAAGGGAGUUGAGAUACUCAUGCAGACUACUCCCUUAAUCUCGAAGCGUGCUUUGUAAUGAAAGGUAGAAGAAUAACUUGCUAUUUUUAAAUGGAGCUAAUAACAAACAACAGUUAAUGGAACGUUGUUUGAUUUUCCUCUAGGUUAUGCAACAAAUACCAAAACAGGUCUAAUUUUUAUUGUAUGAAUUCUCUGCUCCUUGUGUAGGAGGGUGAAGUACAGUUUAAGAAGAAAUCCAGAUUUACCAGACAGCUGUAGUGUGGGUAGGAAGAAGAAACACAAGUUCUCAGGUUAUACCAAGGCAGCUAGGUUUCCCAUUUGCAAACAUCUACAAACAGGGUUCUGUGUUUUAUUAUUAUCGAGUCAAAAAUACCUUCUGGUGUCAAUUAGACAGUUAUGUUAAUGGUGCUAAUGCCAUAGCUAUCAGAAAUUGUGAUAGUCUCUUCAUGUUUAAAUUUGUAUUCCGUGUUCCUGCCAGAAGCAGGAACAGGUGGUAAAGGUAUUAUAGAGAAAAUCUCCUCCAGUUUGCACAAUUGGAUAAUUUAACUCUUUAUAUGAUGAGGCUAAAUCCACAGAGGACUAGAUUGGGAGUACACGGGUAGUGCUCCCAUGGUGAGGGUUGACAGUAAUUUCUAAAUACUAUUGGGAUGAAACAUGAUUAUGGAAGUUUUGUUUAAUGACAGACUUUCCUUGGGAAAGAAAUGACUGCUCCUGAACAUUUGGCAUUUGGAGGGAAAAGGCAAAGCUUGCUCUUAGAGGUGAAUGUGCUGCAAGAAAAUGUUUAAGUUAGAGGAGAAGCAAUCCUCUGUUGUUGGCAAUUAUUUUAUAUGAUUAAAAAUAUAUAUUUUCAGGGUAAUUGUUGACAGAAAUGUGGUGUCACAGUGGGAACAUCUUUUAUAUGAUAGGGAAUGCCCUUGCUGUGUCUUCCCUAAUCAUUUUACUGUUUCCCUGUUAACUUUCUGACUGCCUUGAGAGGGAAAAAUAUAGGCUAGAUAAAAGAGUAAAGGGAGACACUGUUCAGUGGUUUAAACUUGUGGCAUUUCAUUUUAUAUUUGGAGAUGGAAAGCUGGAGAAUAUAUCUGAAAGGGAAAGAUAAUCAUCUCAGUUUGCAAUACUUAAUACUCUCCUUCAUUUAACUACCUCAAUAAGGCUUUGAAUGUACAGUCCUGUGGCGAUCCGUGACUUGAAAUAACAGCAGGUUGCUUCAAAGAUUCUGACAUUGGCUCCGCUUUCAUUUUCCAUGUGUGAGGUGGCGAUGUAGUUACUAAUACAUCGGUCUACUUUGUAGGCUUUUACACUCAGAUAUUAGUUAAUAAUUAACACUGGAAUUAUGGGUGAGGGUGGGAAGGGUGAUUUGUCUAGUUAAAACAGCAAAGCAAAAAAAGGAAAUUGAGUGUUUUGUUUAAGUCACUAGGUUUAAUUGUUAAAGGGUUCACUACAUGCUAUUGAGUUUGGAGUUUGUUUCGUUUUGGUUUACUUUUUAUUUAUAGCCUGUUAAGUUUGACAUUAUCCCAACAAUGGAAUAUGCACUGUGAACCAUUUCCAGUUGUUCAAAAAAGCAGCUUGAUCAAUCUCCGCUGAAGCCACACACUACUUGAAAUUCUGACUGCAGGUAUUAAAAUGUGUGUGUUGGGAGAGAUAUCCACAACAAAGGGGACUCCAGAUGAGUGCCAUGCACUCUUUUUAAAAAUAAAACUAGUUUUGAGUAAAUCUC